AAAUGCGACGAUAAUAGAACGAAUUCGAAUAUAAUAUUAAAUGAAUAAGAGAAUCGUACGAUACGGUUUUUCACGUGAAUAAUAUUCGAUAAAACGAAGCUAAAUCGACUAAUGUCGAUUUUCCUUCGAUGUAGAGUGUCGUCUGUAAUCCGCUUGCGUGUGUGGUCCACGGUGUUGUGGUCGCAGGAAACCGGUCACGGCACCAAAUAUUAGACUAAACCUGGUUCCUAUGUGUAUGUGCAAGCAUGACUAAACACUCCACUCUGUUUAAGGAUAUAUUUGAAUGAAUAGCAUGAAUAAAAACACAAUCAUAUAUAUAAAAGAGAAUCUACUAACAACGAGAGAGAGUGAUUAAAAAUAGAAAGAAGACCAACUACUGACAGACAGUGAUAACAAGGGUCUAGCGUUAGUGGCGAAAUCGAGAGAGAGAGAGCCGCUAACAAUGAUGGUAUAAAUAAUUCGAAAACAGCGACUAAUGCGUUAGCAAAAGUAGCGACAAUCGCUAAGUUUAGUCACAAGAGUUCAAUAUUUGCUGAUCGUUUGGAGAAUAUCAAACAGUCUAUACCCACAGCAAAUGAAACAAGAUUGAAUUUAUAAUUUUACAUAUUGAAAGCUGUUUACAAAAUUCCUAACAGUAGAUUAAAUAUGAUUUUGGAGAUUUAGAAAAACCUGAAUUAAUUCUCUCUUCAACCGAUAAAACAAUAUUAAUGGAAUUUAUACAACUAUUAGGAUUAUUUGAAGAAGCAACAAUGGAUGCACAAGGUGAAAAUCAUGCUACUAUUAGUUGUGUAGCACCUUAUAUCCUCUCAAUUGUUCAUUCAUUGAAUAGCAAAACAUGUGAUCAUUUGGAAAAUAUGAGAGCAAGCCUAUUAUCAGCUAUGAAAGCAAGAUUCAGUGGUCUACUAAUACACUUUGCUAUUGGUGUCCCGAAUGAUCGAUAUGUGAUGACUGAAUGUUUUGCUGAUUCAAUAUUUCUUCUAACAUCAACCCUAGAUGUUGGAUUCAAAUUUAACUGA
Messenger RNA from Didymodactylos carnosus, 1016 nucleotides. The record is from the annotation of a GenBank genome assembly. Lineage: Eukaryota; Metazoa; Rotifera; Eurotatoria; Philodinida; Philodinidae.